Phacochoerus africanus (Common warthog) is the source of this 762-nucleotide messenger RNA. It is a transcript of the gene SERPINA10, whose product is annotated as serpin family A member 10. Lineage: Eukaryota; Metazoa; Chordata; Mammalia; Artiodactyla; Suidae. Gene Ontology annotation, biological process: negative regulation of endopeptidase activity. Gene Ontology annotation, molecular function: serine-type endopeptidase inhibitor activity. The record is from RefSeq and is a predicted model, not a curated record.
AUGAGUGGGAGGGAGUCAGAGGCAUGUUCUUUGAGGAAGAAGCUCUAAGAUAGCCUCUCUCGCAACUGGGAGCUGGGAAUGGCCCUGAAGAGUUCUGCCUUCAUACCCAAGGACUUUGACAUCAAAGAGAAUUUCCUCAGUUUAUCCAAAGGGAAAUGGAUGACCCCCUUUGACCCUGUUUACAUCGAGACAAACACUUUCCAUCUGGACAAAUACAAGGCAGUCAAGGUGCCCAUGAUGUAUAAAGCAUACAAGUUUGCCUCCACAGUUGAUAAGAAUUUUCAUUAUCACAUCCUCAAAUUGCCCUACCAUGGCAAUGCCACAUCAGUGGUCUUCAUGGGGAAGAUGGGUGGCCACCUCACCCUUGAUGACUACCUGAACACAGAUCUGGUGGACAUGUGACUCAGAAACAUGAAAACCAGAAACAUGGAAGUUUUCUUUCUGAAGUUCAAAUCAGAUCAGAUGUAUGAGGUGCAUGAACUGCUUAAGUAUAUGGGAAUCAGGAGAAUCUUCUCACCCUGAGCUGACCUGAGUGAAUUCUCAGUUAUUGCAAGAAAUCUUUAAACAUCCAAGGUUUUCCAAAGAGCAAUGGCUGAGGUCAGUGAGAAAGGAACUGAAGCGGUGGCGGGAACCGUGUAGGAAAUGACUGCUCAUUCCACCCCUCCCAUCAUCAAAGUGGUCUGGACAUUUCAUUUCAUGAGCUAUGAAGAAGUCUCUAGAAUGUUGCUAUUUCUGAGCAUGGUGAAUCCAACUCUCCUGUGA